Molecule: messenger RNA, 978 nt
Organism: Pogonomyrmex barbatus (red harvester ant)
Lineage: Eukaryota; Metazoa; Arthropoda; Insecta; Hymenoptera; Formicidae
Gene: Mf
Product: myofilin
Source: RefSeq, a predicted model, not a curated record
UCCCGGAUCCCGUCGCCAGAUCGGCGCCACCGUGUUCACCAUCAACGAUAUACUAGUCCACACUUUUGGCGGCAGCAGCCCAGUCUAAGGUCCAAUCCCCGAACCGAACGGUCGCCCGAAAUACUUAGCGAACGAGUGUGGUUAGCAGUUCAGUAGAGUGGCAAAAUGGAUGCGCGAUUCAGAAGCAACCUCGAUAUGAUCGGGCGCAACGAGCCCAUCACAAGGAAGGCGAAAUUUUGGCAGAGUUAUGUACGGGCUCUGAAAGGCACUGAUGACAUCAAAGCUCCCGAGCACACUCACAGGCCCCGCGGCAUUUUCCGCUCGGAUUUUCCUGAGCUGCAUUCCACCUCGUGGCCGUUUGGAAAGUCAAUCUACGAAAACCCGAUUCACGCAGCCGACCGUAUUAAUGUUCCCGGAUACAGGUAUUUGCCCGUGCAUCGUGAGAUCUACGGUUAUUCGCCAAGGCAGUUGAGUCCCCAUCAGUACAAACCCGUAGAACGCUUCACCCCCGCAAAACCAUUCGACGCUGAGAAGGCUUGGAAUGACCAUCUGAAUCGCUUGGCGGACAUCGACAGAAUGUACCCAAGCAAAUCACCGCUUUUGGCUCGUCAUUUAAGCCCACCGCUCAGUACGAAACGAUUGUUCGAUAUUCACGGUAAUCUCGUGGACGACGACUUCUUCUUGCCACGUCCGUCGGUCUUGCUGCGCAGGAAGCCGCUCUUCGAUCUCCUGGAACCGUCACCAAUGGCACCCAUCAGUGCGUUUACCAGGGACCCAUGGUGGUACCCGAGUUACGCGCCCUAUAUUCCGAGUUACGCUCAAUACCGUACACCGUUUUUUCUGAGAGAUAGCUAUCUCAGUCCAAUUAAACGUAGCUAUUUGUGGAGCCGACAUCCUUUCAGGCCCUUCGCUUACGCUUACUGAUGACUGCCUGGUGCCACACGGAAAGCGUGAAACAAAAAAAACGACAUAAAAAAA